AUGUCCCCAAGAUAUACUCUAGUAUUUGUCAUCCUUCUAGUUACGAUAAUCUCCGUUAAUUCUGGCCGUAUCACCAGACAGGCUCGAAGAUUUGGACGUCGAGGCCGUCCAUGGUAUCGCCGAGGUUAUGGCAACCAAGGUUAUGGCAACCAGGGUUAUGGCAACCAAGGUUAUGGCAACCAGGGUUACGGAAACCAAGGAUAUGGCAACCAGGGUUAUGGCAACCAAGGACAAGGUUUUGGCGGCGGCUACAGCGCUUCCCAAGCAUCAGCAUUCAGCAUCAACACACCCUUCGGAGGAUUCUCGGGAGCUCUAUCCUCAUCUUUUGGAGGGGGUUUUGGCGGACUGCCUCGGCCUCGGCUGUUGGCGUGGGUGACUAUAUCAACAAAAUCAACAGAGUUGUUCCGCGUUACUGGUCAUGACCGGCGAAUCACGGGUGGAGAAAUUGCUAUUAAACCGAGAUAA
Macrosteles quadrilineatus (aster leafhopper) is the source of this 465-nucleotide messenger RNA. RefSeq names its product heterogeneous nuclear ribonucleoprotein A1-like. The record is from RefSeq and is a predicted model, not a curated record. NCBI's taxonomy places the organism in Eukaryota, Metazoa, Arthropoda, Insecta, Hemiptera, Cicadellidae. The coding region runs from base 1 to 465 and encodes 154 amino acids. The transcript has 3 exons.